CCCCCCUUCUUCCCCCCCUUCCAGCCCUCCUUGCUCUCCCUCAGUCGCGGGCGGACUCGGCAGAGGCUACACGCGUGAAAUCUCCACCUGAUUUGGAAAAGCCCAAUUAGGCGUCCUUCACACAUUCCAUUUGGCUGCCGUGCGGUUCCGCUUCCGGUCCUGGUACCAGCCGGCGACUGGCCUCGACUCGGCUGCGGUACUUUGAAAAAGGAAAUCUUCUUUUUCUUCUUCUGCCUUUUUGUUUUUCCUCCGUUUUGAACAUUGUCUUCAUUCCCGUCCGCGACAUUCGCCAUGCGGACGCUUGGGAGGCGCGCUGACGCGCGCUCGGCUUGGCUGUUGCUGCUGUGGCUGGCGCAGGCCGCCGCCGACGUGCCCGAGUUGCGCGAGAAAGACGCCCUGUGCCACCCGCGCGGAUGCCUGGCCGUCUUCACGCAGCGCAGAAGCUUCCGGGAGGCCGGGCGCGGUUGCCGGGAGCGGGGCGGCACGCUGGCCACGCUGCAAGACCGCCGGACCGCCGACGCCGUCCACCGGCUCCUGGCGGGCGUCGAGCCGAGCGGCGCCCGCCCGCGCCUGCGCCUCUGGAUCGGCCUGCAUCGAGCGCCGCGCCAGUGCUCCGCCUCGCGCCCGCUGCGGGGAUUCGUCUGGGUCACCGGUGACCAGGAGGGUCAGUUCACCAACUGGCUGCGCGAGGAGGCGGCGGGCGCGUGCGCGGCGCCCCGCUGCGUGGCCAUGACGGUGAAUACGGCAGACGGCGCCCGCCUCAACAGCGAUGACGACGCCGCCGCCGGCAACUUCAAGUGGCUGGACGGCUCGUGCGGGCUGGCGCUGGACGGCUUCGUGUGCCAGUACCCCUCCGGGGGCACGUGCCCGCCCCUGGAGGACGAGGGCCAGGGCCCGGCCGUGUACUCCACACCCUUCCGGCUGAUCAGCCGGGUUCUGAGCCACGUGCCGUUGGGCUCGGUGGCCGCCCUUGCGUGUCCGGCCGAGCGGCGGACGGCCGUGUGCGCGCGGCGAGACGACGGCUCGGUGGGCUGGUACCCGGAGGCCCCCCUGUGCGGGGCGCCCCCCCGGGACCCUUGCGGCGCCGGCGACCACGGCUGCCAGCAGCACUGUCAGAACACCGACUCGCACUACUACUGCUACUGCUCGGAGGGAUACGCCCUCGCCGAGGACGGCUACAACUGUGAGCCGGAGCCCGCGGUCCCCACCGACCCUCCGGAGCUUUCCUCUUCAGACGGCGCUUCGGCCGAGCCCGGCGUGCCGCCGGACGUCAAAGCGGCGUGCGUGGCCGCGGGCUGCGAGUACGACUGCGCCGAGACGUCUCGGGGGGUCCGCUGCACGUGUCCUCCGGGCUACCAAAUGGGCCCCGACGGGCGGCGCUGCUCCGACGUGGACGAGUGCCUGCAGCGGCCGUGCCCGCAGGAGUGCGUCAACGUGCCCGGGACCUUCCACUGCGCGUGCCUCGCCGGCUAUCGAGCCGACGACGAGGGCGAAUGCGUGGACGUGGACGAGUGCCAGGACGAGGGCAGCUGCGAGGGCGACUGCCGCAACACCCAGGGCUCCUAUUCCUGCGCCUGCCGCCGCGGCUACAGGCCGUCGGCCGACGGCGCGUGCCGGGACGUGGACGAGUGCGCGGGGGCGUCGCCCUGCCAGCAGCGGUGUCUCAACUACGCGGGCGGCUACCGCUGUUCCUGCGACGACGGCUACGAGCUGCGGGCCGACGGACUCGGCUGCCGCCCGGCACCCGCCGACGCGGCGUACUCCACGCCUGCCCCGGAGGUCACCGACCCGGCCCACCUGCCGGACCGGGGCCGCGACGGCCCGCGCACCGCUCGGCCCGGCCUUGACGCGCAGCGGCUGACGGGCGCCCCCGAAGACUCCGGCGAGGGCCCGAACACGCGGGACGCCCCUUGGUCCGGGCGGUACCCGACGCAGCGGCCGCCCGAGACGGGGCGGAGCGACGGCGAGGGAGCCCGCCCCUCGGCCGGAGGGCCAGAAGGCGGCGGCGACAAGGGCAAGCAUGACAAGAGCUGGCUGCUGGUGGCGUUGCUGGUCCCGCUGUGCGUCUUCCUGGUGGUGAUGUUGGCGCUGGGCAUCGUCUACUGCACCAGCUGCGCCGCUGACAAGAGCGUGCGCCUGACGCAAUGCUGCCACUGGAUCCUCCCCGCGCCCGACCCCGACAGCGCCCGCUCCAAGGGACGCUGAAGGGAACGCCGUCCCGUGACGUGCGCGGUCACGUCUGGCAUCCGCGGCGUGCCGAACACGCGUCGCAUGACGAUGUCUCAUGAACAGGUCACAGGAGCACAUGCCCGCGUCACGAGGUCAUCCCGCAGGCUCGCCCGACGAGGUCGGAAUGUUUCUUUGUCAUGCAACGGGGUCACGUGAUGUGGUCAGGUGACACGCUCAUGGGUCACGAUGGUAUGACCUCGCUCACGUCCCGACAUCGGUCCCGACACGCGGCGCGGUCGCGCGGCAUCGGCCUCUCAACAUUAGACAUGGUCGUGGCAGUCACGCCGCAAGACUGUGCGACAUCACAUGGUCAGGUGGCGUGGUCGCGCCGGUCAUGUGACAAUUGCUCAUGUGACCUGGUCACGUGACCUUGUGGCGAUGUGACGUGCUUAUGAGACAUCAGUCAUGUAGCAUGGCGGUGUGACAUCGGCCAUGACGGAUUGCUCAUGAGACACAUGGCCAUGUGACAUGGUCUUCACUCAGCCUUACUUUCUGUCUCUCGUGCAACUUUUGUAAAUGCAUCACUUCCAUUCCACUUUGAAAAACAAUAAAAGUCACUUCAACAAA
Hippocampus zosterae (dwarf seahorse) is the source of this 2796-nucleotide messenger RNA. RefSeq names its product endosialin-like. The record is from RefSeq and is a predicted model, not a curated record. Gene Ontology annotation, molecular function: calcium ion binding. Bases 292 to 2205 code for a protein of 637 amino acids. The transcript has 2 exons. Lineage: Eukaryota; Metazoa; Chordata; Actinopteri; Syngnathiformes; Syngnathidae.